Knipowitschia caucasica is the source of this 10386-nucleotide messenger RNA. NCBI's taxonomy places the organism in Eukaryota, Metazoa, Chordata, Actinopteri, Gobiiformes, Gobiidae. The record is from the annotation of a GenBank genome assembly.
AUGUUCCAAGUGCUCUCAUCUGAUGAAGGACCCUGUUUGUCUGGGAAUGUGUCCUGCUCUGGCGCCCGAGCAGGAGAAGGCUGUGUGGUCUGUCUCAGUCCGGCCUGGGUGCAGGACGUUCAGAUCAACAGACAGCUGAGCAGCAUCAUCGAACUCUUCUGUGGCCUGGACAAACUGCUUAGCCCCACAGCAACAGAAGAUUCAACAAAACAAGAAACCCCUGCCGCAAACCAGAAGAAGAAUUUCAAAAUCUGGUUCAGCCCUCGCAGUCGAAAGAUCCGCUGUCUGGUGGAAAAGGCUUCAGAGGAGACAGCACCAGAGCGCUCGCCUCCGGGAACAACCGCUGCAGACACGACAAAUCCACCCAAAGACCUUUCCGUUUUUAAUUUCACUUCCUCUUCUCAAGACUCUGGCAGUCCUCAAACACGCAACUCAAUUAAGAGAAACCAAAGGCGAGGAAAGAAAAGUGCUCCGAGCCGAAAGCGUGCAUCAGUUUGCGCCGCUAAGAAUCCGGCCGCACAGAAACUGAGCCGGCUCCAGGCUGUAAAUGAGCAGUGGGGCAUCUCCGAGGGGCCCGUGGCGUUUAAGGAUCAGCCGCCGUGCAUAGAGCCGCCGCCGCGCAGGUCCGGUAAGAGAGUUUCCUUUGGAGGGCCUGCUGUCACCUCCAACCCGCCUUGUGCUCCAUUGCCCCAGGGGACUCCUAAUGAACUCAGCCCUGGCACUGUGCAGAGAACUGUCCUGGAAACUAAAUCCAACGACCAAGCAGCAGAGCCUAACACAGAAAUACUGCACAAUUCUGAACCCAGUUGCACGCCUCCUGCUGGUAAAUGUGAAACGGAGAGCAAUGCUGAGAGAAAGAAGGAGAAUGAGCCUUCCCCUGCCGUGAAAAGAUCAAGGGCGGAGGAAAACGGCGCCUUGGACUUGACACCGAAACGUCCCCGGCCUUCGCCAGGGAGCAGGAGGAGACCAGGAGGUCGUGGAGCGCCCUGUGUCCUGAGCUCUCCGUCUCUGUCCAGUCCUGCGUGUUCAAAGGCAACCCGGAGCCCCCGAGUGGAGCUAGGAGACAGCCCUUCCACCUCCCCGAGCAGCAUCAGCACAAAAUCUCCCCGCCUCUGCUCCGGAAGCCCCGCGGUGAUGAAGAGGAACCAUAAGGGAGAGACGCCGCUGCAUAUCGCUGCCAUAAAGGGAGAUGCAGAAACUGUCAGAAAACUGCUGGAGCAAGAGGCAGACCCCAAUCUGAAGGAUAACGCCGGCUGGACACCGCUGGUUGAAGCUGGGAGGGUGAAUUGCUGCAGGAGCCGAGGACUGGGUCCGUGCUACUUCUCAGAGCGACAUGAAGCCUGUAACCUUGGGCACCUGGCAGUUGUGGAAAUCCUGGUUUCGAUGGGAGCGCUUCUGAACACGCCCGGCUACAAGAACGAGACGCCGCUUCAUGACGCUGUGAGGAACGGACACUCGGCUGUAGUCAGACGCCUGCUGCAGCUCGGGGCCUCCACAAACCUGCUUAAUUUGUACGGAAAGAGGCCUUCAGAUUAUGCAGCGAGUCGUGAGAUGUUGGAGAUUUUCCAGGAAACCACUGAAAGAACUGCAACAACAGCUCUGAGCCCCGCUGUGGUAAAAUCCAGCGUGGGAAGAAGCGAUGGAACUCUGGUGUUUGUGUCCAGUAAGCUGUCGGCGAGCGAGCAGCAGCAGCUCUGCAGACUGGGACGGCUGCUCCGGGCCACGAUCAGCGACGCCGUCACCGAAGCAGUGACUCAUGUUGUGGUGCCUGACGGACAGAUGCCCACCACUUUCAGCAGUCUCCUGGGGGUCCUGAUGGGCAGCUGGGUGGUGCACUACAGCUGUGGGAGAGGACUGGGUGCAGGGUGGAGAGGACUGGGUGCAGGGUGGAGAGGACUGGGUGCAGGGUGGAGAGGACUGGGUGCAGGGUGGAGAGGACUGGGUGCAGGGUGGAGAGGACUGGGUGCAGGGUGGAGAGGACUGGGUGCAGGGUGGAGAGAGGACUGGGUGCAGGGUGGAGAGAGGACUGGGUGCAGGGUGGAGAGAGGACUGGGUGCAGGGUGGAUGGAGAGGACUGGGUGCAGGGUGGAUGGAGAGGACUGGGUGCAGGGUGGAUGGAGAGGACUGGGUGCAGGGUGGAUGGAGAGGACUGGGUGCAGGGUGGAUGGAGAGGACUGGGUGCAGGGUGGAGAGAGGACUGGGUGCAGGGUGGAGAGAGGACUGGGUGCAGGGUGGAGAGAGGACUGGGUGCAGGGUGGAGAGGACUGGGUGCAGGGUGGAGAGGACUGGGUGCAGGGUGGAGAGGACUGGGUGCAGGGUGGAGAGAGGACUGGGUGCAGGGUGGAGAGAGGACUGGGUGCAGGGUGGAUGGAGAGGACUGGGUGCAGGGUGGAUGGAGAGGACUGGGUGCAGGGUGGAUGGAGAGGACUGGGUGCAGGGUGGAGAGAGGACUGGGUGCAGGGUGGAGAGGACUGGGUGCAGGGUGGAGAGGACUGGGUGCAGGGUGGAGAGGACUGGGUGCAGGGUGGAGAGAGGACUGGGUGCAGGGUGGAGAGGACUGGGUGCAGGGUGGAGAGGACUGGGUGCAGGGUGGAGAGGACUGGGUGCAGGGUGGAGAGAGGACUGGGUGCAGGGUGGAGAGAGGACUGGGUGCAGGGUGGAUGGAGAGGACUGGGUGCAGGGUGGAUGGAGAGGACUGGGUGCAGGGUGGAUGGAGAGGACUGGGUGCAGGGUGGAGAGAGGACUGGGUGCAGGGUGGAGAGGACUGGGUGCAGGGUGGAGAGGACUGGGUGCAGGGUGGAGAGGACUGGGUGCAGGGUGGAGAGAGGACUGGGUGCAGGGUGGAGAGAGGACUGGGUGGAGAGAGGACUGGGUGCAGGGUGGAGAGAGGACUGGGUGCAGGGUGGAUGGAGAGGACUGGGUGCAGGGUGGAUGGAGAGGACUGGGUGCAGGGUGGAUGGAGAGGACUGGGUGCAGGGUGGAUGGAGAGGACUGGGUGCAGGGUGGAGAGAGGACUGGGUGCAGGGUGGAGAGAGGACUGGGUGCAGGGUGGAGAGGACUGGGUGCAGGGUGGAUGGAGAGGACUGGGUGCAGGGUGGAGAGGACUGGGUGCAGGGUGGAGAGAGGACUGGGUGCAGGGUGGAGAGAGGACUGGGUGCAGGGUGGAGAGGACUGGGUGCAGGGUGGAGAGGACUGGGUGCAGGGUGGAUGGAGAGGACUGGGUGCAGGGUGGAGAGGACUGGGUGCAGGGUGGAGAGGACUGGGUGCAGGGUGGAUGGAGAGGACUGGGUGCAGGGUGGAGAGAGGACUGGGUGCAGGGUGGAUGGAGAGGACUGGGUGCAGGGUGGAGAGAGGACUGGGUGCAGGGUGGAGAGAGGACUGGGUGCAGGGUGGAGAGAGGACCGGGUGCAGGGUGGAUGGAGAGGACUGGGUGCAGGGUGGAGAGGACUGGGUGCAGGGUGGAGAGGACUGGGUGCAGGGUGGAGAGAGGACUGGGUGCAGGGUGGAGAGGACUGGGUGCAGGGUGGAGAGGACUGGGUGCAGGGUGGAUGGAGAGGACUGGGUGCAGGGUGGAGAGGACUGGGUGCAGGGUGGAUGGAGAGGACUGGGUGCAGGGUGGAGAGAGGACUGGGUGCAGGGUGGAGAGGACUGGGUGCAGGGUGGAUGGAGAGGACUGGGUGCAGGGUGGAGAGGACUGGGUGCAGGGUGGAGAGGACUGGGUGCAGGGUGGAGAGGACUGGGUGCAGGGUGGAGAGGACUGGGUGCAGGGUGGAGAGAGGACUGGGUGCAGGGUGGAGAGGACUGGGUGCAGGGUGGAGAGAGACUGGGUGCAGGGUGGAGAGAGGACUGGGUGCAGGGUGGAGAGGACUGGGUGCAGGGUGGAGAGGACUGGGUGCAGGGUGGAGAGGACUGGGUGCAGGGUGGAGAGAGGACUGGGUGCAGGGUGGAGAGAGGACUGGGUGCAGGGUGGAGAGAGGACUGGGUGCAGGGUGGAGAGAGGACUGGGUGCAGGGUGGAGAGGGACUGGGUGCAGGGUGGAGAGAGGACUGGGUGCAGGGUGGAGAGAGGACUGGGUGCAGGGUGGAGAGAGGACUGGGUGCAGGGUGGAGAGAGGACUGGGUGCAGGGUGGAGAGGACUGGGUGCAGGGUGGAGAGGACUGGGUGCAGGGUGGAGAGGACUGGGUGCAGGGUGGAGAGGACUGGGUGCAGGGUGGAGAGAGGACUGGGUGCAGGGUGGAGAGGACUGGGUGCAGGGUGGAGAGAGGACUGGGUGCAGGGUGGAGAGAGGACUGGGUGCAGGGUGGAGAGAGGACUGGGUGCAGGGUGGAGAGGACUGGGUGCAGGGUGGAGAGGACUGGGUGCAGGGUGGAGAGGACUGGGUGCAGGGUGGAGAGGACUGGGUGCAGGGUGGAGAGGACUGGGUGCAGGGUGGAGAGAGGACUGGGUGCAGGGUGGAAGAGGACUGGGUGCAGGGUGGAGAGAGGACUGGGUGCAGGGGUGGAGAGGUGCAGGGUGGAGAGAGGACUGGGUGCAGGGUGGAGAGAGGACUGGGUGCAGGGUGGAGAGAGGACUGGGUGCAGGGUGGAGAGAGGACUGGGUGCAGGGUGGAGAGAGGACUGGGUGCAGGGUGGAGAGAGGACUGGGUGCAGGGUGGAGAGAGGACUGGGUGCAGGGUGGAGAGAGGACUGGGUGCAGGGUGGAGAGAGGACUGGGUGCAGGGUGGAGAGGACUGGGUGCAGGGUGGAGAGGGACUGGGUGCAGGGUGGAGAGGACUGGGUGCAGGGUGGAGAGGGACUGGGUGCAGGGUGGAGAGAGGACUGGGUGCAGGUGGAGAGGACUGGUGCGGGUGAGAGGACUGGGUGCAGGGUGGAGAGAGGACUGGGUGCAGGGUGGAGAGAGGACUGGGUGCAGGGUGGAGAGAGGACUGGGUGCAGGGUGGAGAGAGACUGGGUGCAGGGUGGAGAGGACUGGGUGCAGGGUGGAGAGGACUGGGUGCAGGGUGGAGAGGGACUGGGUGCAGGGUGGAGAGAGGACUGGGUGCAGGGUGGAGAGAGGACUGGGUGCAGGGUGGAGAGAGGACUGGGUGCAGGGUGGAGAGAGGACUGGGUGCAGGGUGGAGAGAGGACUGGGUGCAGGGUGGAGAGAGGACUGGGUGCAGGGUGGAGAGAGACUGGGUGCAGGGUGGAGAGAGGACUGGGUGCAGGGUGGAGAGAGGACUGGGUGCAGGGUGGAGAGAGGACUGGGUGCAGGGUGGAGAGAGGACUGGGUGCAGGGUGGAGAGAGGACUGGGUGCAGGGUGGAGAGGACUGGGUGCAGGGUGGAGAGGACUGGGUGCAGGGUGGAGAGGACUGGGUGCAGGGUGGAGAGGACUGGGUGCAGGGUGGAGAGAGGACUGGGUGCAGGGUGGAGAGAGGACUGGGUGCAGGGUGGAGAGAGGACUGGGUGCAGGGUGGAGAGAGGACUGGGUGCAGGGUGGAGAGAGGACUGGGUGCAGGGUGGAGAGAGGACUGGGUGCAGGGUGGAGAGAGACUGGGUGCAGGGUGGAGAGAGGACUGGGUGCAGGGUGGAGAGAGGACUGGGUGCAGGGUGGAGAGAGGACUGGGUGCAGGGUGGAGAGAGGACUGGGUGCAGGGUGGAGAGGACUGGGUGCAGGGUGGAGAGGACUGGGUGCAGGGUGGAGAGGACUGGGUGCAGGGUGGAGAGGACUGGGUGCAGGGUGGAGAGAGGACUGGGUGCAGGGUGGAGAGGACUGGGUGCAGGGUGGAGAGAGGACUGGGUGCAGGGUGGAGAGAGGACUGGGUGCAGGGUGGAGAGAGGACUGGGUGCAGGGUGGAGAGAGGACUGGGUGCAGGGUGGAGAGGACUGGGUGCAGGGUGGAGAGAGGACUGGAUGCAGGGUGGAGAGGACUGGGUGCAGGGUGGAGAGGACUGGGUGCAGGGUGGAGAGGACUGGGUGCAGGGUGGAGAGGACUGGGUGCAGGGUGGCGAGAGGACUGGGUGCAGGGUGGCGAGAGGACUGGGUGCAGGGUGGAGAGGACUGGGUGCAGGGUGGAGAGGACUGGGUGCAGGGUGGAGAGAGGACUGGGUGCAGGGUGGAGAGAGGACUGGGUGCAGGGUGGAGAGAGGACUGGGUGCAGGGUGGAGAGAGGACUGGGUGCAGGGUGGAGAGAGGACUGGGUGCAGGGUGGAGAGAGGACUGGGUGCAGGGUGGAGAGAGGACUGGGUGCAGGGUGGAGAGAGGACUGGGUGCAGGGUGGAGAGAGGACUGGCAGGUGGAGCAGGGUGCAGGUGGAGGACUGGGUGCAGGGUGGAGAGGACUGGGUGCAGGGUGGAGAGAGGACUGGGUGCAGGGUGGAGAGAGGACUGGGUGCAGGGUGGAGAGAGGACUGGGUGCAGGGUGGAGAGAGGACUGGGUGCAGGGUGGAGAGGACUGGGUGCAGGGUGGAGAGAGGACUGGGUGCAGGGUGGAGAGAGGACUGGGUGCAGGGUGGAGAGAGGACUGGGUGCAGGGUGGAGAGAGGACUGGGUGCAGGGUGGAGAGAGGACUGGGUGCAGGGUGGAGAGAGGACUGGGUGCAGGGUGGAGAGAGGACUGGGUGCAGGGUGGAUGGAGAGGACUGGGUGCAGGGUGGAUGGAGAGGACUGGGUGCAGGGUGGAGGGAGGACUGGGUGCAGGGUGGGUGGAGAGGACUGGGUGCAGGGUGGAGAGAGGACUGGGUGCAGGGUGGAGAGAGGACGGGUGCAGGGUGGAUGAGAGGACUGGGUGCAGGGUGGAGAGAGGACUGGGGGUGGAGGCAUGUCUGCAGGCACAUGAGAGGACGCCCGAGGUGCAGCACGAAGCCGGAGAAGGCCCCCAGCGCAGUCGCAUCAAUAGAUGUAGUCUGCUUCCUCCUCUGUUCGACGGCUGCUUCUUCUUCCUCUUGGGUUCUUUCUCGGCUCCGACCAAAAUCGAGCUCUGUCGGCUGCUGCGAGAGAGCGGCGGGCAGAUCCUCAGCCGCCAGCCCAAACCGGACAGCGACGUCACGCAGACCGUCAGCGCCGCCGCUUUCCACGCCGCCCCGGGCUCCGACCAGGCCCUGUGCACCCACUACAUCCUGUACGACCCCCAAGGACCCCACAGACCCACGGUGCUGCGCAGAGGCAAGGUGUGGACCGCCCCCUGCUACUGGGUCAUCCACUGCAUCGCUGCCUUCACGCUGCUCCCACCCAAGUCCUCGAACCCUCUCCCCCCUCACCUCUGGAGCUCUCUCCUCCCUCACCUCUGGAGCUCUCUCCUCCCUCACCUCUGGAGCUCUCUCCUCCCUCACCUCUGGAGCUCUCUCCUCCCCUCACCUCUGGAACCCUCUCCCCCCUCACCUCUGGAGCUCUCUCCUCCCCUCACCUCUGGAGCUCUCUCCUCCCCUCACCUCUGGAGCUCUCUCCUCCCCUCACCUCUGGAACCCUCUCCCCCUCACCUCUGGAACCCUCUCCCCCCUCACCUCACCUCUGGAGCUCUCUCCUCCCCUCACCUCUGGAGCUCUCUCCCCCCCACCUCUGGAGCUCUCUCCUCCCCUCACCUCUGGAACUCUCUGGAGCUCUCUCCUCCCCUCACCUCUGGAGCUCUCUCCCCCCUCACCUCUGGAGCUCUCUCCUCCCUCACCUCUGGAGCUCUCUCCUCCCCUCACCUCUGGAGCUCUCUCCUCCCCUCACCUCUGGAGCUCUCUCCUCCCCUCACCUCUGGAGCUCUCUCCUCCCCUCACCUCUGGAGCUCUCUCCUCCCUCACCUCUGGAGCUCUCUCCUCCCUCACCUCUGGAGCUCUCUCCUCCCCUCACCUCUGGAACUCUUCCUCCCUCACUCUGGAGCUCUCUCCUCCCCUCACCUCUGGACUCUCCUCCCCUCACCUCUGGAGCUCUCUCCUCCCUCACCUCUGGAGCUCUCUCCUCCCUCACCUCUGGAGCUCUCUCCUCCUCACCUCUGGAGCUCUCUCCUCCCCUCACCUCUGGAACUCUCUCCUCCCCUCACCUCUGGAACUCUCUCCUCCCCUCACCUCUGGAACUCUCUCCUCCCUCACCUCUGGAGCUCUCUCCUCCCUCACCUCUGGAACUCUCUCCUCCCUCAGCUCUGGAGCUCUCUCCUCCCUCACCUUGAACUCUCUCCUCCCUCACCUCUGGAGCUCUCUCCUCCCUCCCCUCACCUCACCUCUGGAACCCUCUCCCCCCUCCCCUCACCUCUGGAGCUCUCUCCUCCCCUCACUCUGGAGCUCUCUCCUCCCCUCACCUCUGGAACUCUCUCCUCCCUCACCUCUGGAGCUCUCUCCUCCCUCCUCACCUCUGGAGCUCUCUCCUCCCUCACCUCUGGAGCUCUCUCCUCCCCUCACCUCUGGAGCUCUCUCCUCCCUCACCUCUGGAGCUCUCUCCUCCCUCACCUCUGGAGCUCUCUCCUCCCUCCCCUCACCUCUGGAGCUCUCUCCUCCCUCCCCUCACCUCUGGAGCUCUCUCCUCCUCCCCUCACCUCUGGAGCUCUCUCCUCCCUCCCCUCACCUCUGGAGCUCUCUCCUCCCUCACCUCUGGAGCUCUCUCCUCCCCUCACCUCUGGAGCUCUCUCCUCCCCUCACCUCUGGAACUCUCUCCUCCCCUCACCUCUGGAGCUCUCCUCCCUCACCUCUGGAACUCUCUCCUCCCUCACCUCUGGAACUCUCUCCUCCCUCAGCUCUGGAGCUCUCUCCUCCCUCACCUCUGGAACCCUCUCCCCCCUCACCUCACCUCUGGAGCUCUCCUCCCUCACCUCACCUCUGGAGCUCUCUCCUCCCCUCACCUCUGGAACUCUCUCCUCCCUCACCCUCUGGAGCUCUCUCCUCCCCUCACCUCUGGAGCUCUCUCCCCCCUCACCUCUGGAGCUCUCUCCUCCCCUCACCUCUGGAGCUCUCUCCUCCCCUCACCUCUGGAGCUCUCUCCUCCCUCACCUCCCUCACCUCUGGAGCUCUCUCCUCCCUCACCUCUGGAGCUCUCUCCUCUACUCUGGAGCUCUCUCCUCCCUCACCUCUGGAGCUCUCUCCUCCCUCACCUCUGGAGCUCUCCCUCCCUCUCCCUCACCUCUGGAGCUCUCUCCUCCCCUCACCUCUGGAGCUCUCUCCUCCCUCACCUCUGGAGCUCUCUCCCCUCACCUCACCUCUCCCCCUCACCUCUGGAGCUCUCUCCUCCCCUCACCUCUGGAGCUCUCUCCUCCCCUCACCUCUGGAACUCUCUCCUCCCCUCACCUCUGGACUCUCUCCUCCCCUCACCUCUGGAGCUCUCUCUCCUCCCUCACCUCUGGAACUCUCUCCUCCCUCAGCUCUGGAGCUCUCUCCUCCCUCACCUCUGGAACUCUCUCCUCCCUCAGCUCUGGAGCUCUCUCCUCCCUCACCUCUGGAGCUCUCUCCUCCCUCCCCUCACCUCACCUCUGGAACCCUCUCCCCCCUCCCCUCACCUCUGGAGCUCUCUCCUCCCCUCACCUCUGGAGCUCUCUCCUCCCCUCACCUCUGGAACUCUCUCCUCCCUCACCUCUGGAGCUCUCUCCUCCCUCACCUCUGGAGCUCUCUCCUCCCUCACCUCUGGAGCUCUCUCCUCCCCUCACCUCUGGAGCUCUCUCCUCCCUCACCUCUGGAGCUCUCUCCUCCCUCACCUCUGGAGCUCUCUCCUCCCUCCCCUCACCUCUGGAGCUCUCUCCUCCCUCCCCUCACCUCUGGAGCUCUCUCCUCCCUCCCCUCACCUCUGGAGCUCUCUCCUCCCUCCCCUCACCUCUGGAGCUCUCUCCUCCCUCACCUCUGGAGCUCUCUCCUCCCCUCACCUCUGGAGCUCUCUCCUCCCCUCACCUCUGGAACUCUCUCCUCCCCUCACCUCUGGAGCUCUCCUCCCUCACCUCUGGAACUCUCUCCUCCCCUCACCUCUGGAACUCUCUCCUCCCUCAGCUCUGGAGCUCUCUCCUCCCUCACCUCUGGAACUCUCUCCUCCCUCAGCUCUGGAGCUCUCUCCUCCCUCACCUCUGGAACUCUCUCCUCCCUCACCUCUGGAACUCUCUCCUCCCUCACCUCUGGAGCUCUCUCCUCCCUCCCCUCACCUCACCUCUGGAACUCUCUCCUCCCUCACCUCUGGAGCUCUCUCCUCCCCUCACCUCUGGAACUCUCUCCUCCCCUCACCUCUGGAGCUCUCCUCCCUCACCUCUGGAGCUCUCUCCUCCCUUACCUCUGGAACUCUCUCCUCCCUCAGCUUUGGAGCUCUCUCCUCCCUCACCUCUGGAACUCUCUCCUCCCUCACCUCUGGAACUCUCUCCUCCCUCACCUCUGGAACUCUCUCCUCCCUCAGCUCUGGAGCUCUCUCCUCCCUCACCUCACCCCUGGAACUCCCCCUCCCCUCACCUCUGGAACUUUUAG